GAGGCGGGUCGCGGCGGAAGGGGCCGGCCGGGUGGACUCGCCCCGCCCCGCCCCGCCCCACGCUCUGCCAGAGCCCAUGGCGCCGGCGGAGGGGCGCUGGGCUCCCGCCCUGUGGAGGGGCUGCAACGGGCUGAUGGCCGCUUUCUUCGCGCUGGCAGCUUUGGUGCAGGUAAAUGACCCAGACGCAGGACUCUGGAUGGUUGUGUAUACAAUUCCUGCAGUGCUAACCCUGCUUGUUGGACUUAACCCUCUUAUCACAGGUAACUUUAUUUGGAAGAGUGUCUCUGCAAUACACGUGUUCUUUUGUAUCGUGUGGGCUGUCGGCUUGGCAUACUACCUCCUGCUUCAUACCCAACGGAACAUCUUACAUGAGGAAGAGGGCAGGGAGCUGUCUGGUCUGGUGAUUAUCACAGCAUGGAUGAGCCUAUGCCACAGUUCAUCAAAGAAUCCAGUUGGUGGAAGAAUUCAGUUGGCUAUUGCCAUUGUAAUUGCUCUUUUCCCAUUUGCCUCAUGGAUCUAUAUAUACAUAAACAAGGAGAUGCGGUCCUCCUGGCCAACUCACUGCAAGACAGUAAUUUAAAUGAAGUGAAGAAUCCUGUUCUUAAAACAAGAAUUUUCCAUUUUUUAUAAACACGAUUUUUUUUUUUAAUCCUAAGAACUUUUUAAGGCUGCCUACAACGUAGGAUUAGAUGGGACUAAUAAGAGACGGGGUCUCACAUUCUGUUGUGUCAUAGGAUAGAAAUGGCAGUAGAAAAAAAGUUAAGAAAUAUGAAUUCUGACUCAGCUUCCUCACUAUCUGUGUGACGGGCAAAUAUAAAAAAACCUCCUGCAGGAUAUUUCUUUAUGAAUACUAGCUCUGCUACUUACUUAUACAGUUGCAAGAAUUAAACUAGAUCAUAUGACAGCACUCUGAAAAUAUUCAGUGCUUACCAAGGGCUACACAUGACUAAAACAGAGGGAAGCAGGGUUUGGUUAAUAUGAUAUUGGGUUGUUGGAAAAGUCAUGACGCAUUUUUGCAACGAAAAACAUAGAAAAAAUACGUCAUGACUUUUCUGACAACCCAGUAGAAACAGAGAUUCAAGAGAAAGCUAUAGCCCUGAACUAAUCUUAUUAUAUUUAACUGGUACAGUGCCGUGAUCGAAAUGAGGACUCCAGAUAAACCAAACGAACAAGCAUGUCUUGGAAAAAAAGGCAAGUUAAGAUAGAAUAAAGGAAUUUGGAACCAAAAAGGAAAUAGGGAAUGCUAAUUACAUUGUAAAUAAAAAAUAAAACCAAAAUCUAUACACAUUUUUUUUUUAAUGAAUAUCAAAAGUAAUCUUGGGGAGACCAUUUUAGAGCUGUACUCUCCAAUACGGUAGCCACUAGGCAUGUCACACUGAGCACUUGACAUGUGGCUACACUGAUUGAGGAAGUAUUCUUUUCUUUUCUUUUUUUUAAAUUUUAAUUUAAAAACAUAUCAAUUCAGUUCUUAGAAAAUGUAGUGUUUGGAACAGCUUGAGUGUCUGAAUCUACUUCUUCAACUGCCAAUUUUAUAUCUAAAUACAGAUCAAGUAUUUUCAAUGAAAUUAGUGUCCAAAUGGAUGGGUUUUAAGUAUAAAAUACAUGCUAGGUUUUAAAUACAUAUAAAAAAAUGUAAAAUAUUUUUAUAUUGAUUACAUGAUAAAAUAUUUUAGAUAUACUGGGGUAAAUACAUUAUUAAAGUUCAUUUUAUCAGUUAUUAUUUACUUUUCGAAAUGUGAACUAAAGUAUUUCCCAUUACUUAUGUGGGUCACAUUAUAGUUCUGUUGGUCAGUGCUGUUUUAGAACAUCUGGAUGGCAGCUUUUUACACAGACUAGCAUCAAACUCUGUCAUGAGAUUUAGGAAAUACUUCACUCAAAAAGUAUUAGCACCAGUCAGACAUCAAGAGAGUGAAAACGAGCCUGGUAGUUUGUGUCUUUAUUUUUAUAGCCUUAACACAAUAUUCAGUAUUCUACAAAUGUUAAAGGAUGUAAGCAUGUGUUUUGUUUGUUUUACACAAUGGUCAAUAGACAGUCAGCAAUUCUUUAUCAAGAUGUAGAUGAAGUAAAAGGAAAAAAUCUAGUUGAUACUAAAGCAAUUAAAGUGAAAUUUAUUUUAAGGAUCAAUAAGAUAAAUAUAAAGGAUUUCAAUGUUCCAGGGUACCUUUAGCUUGCAGAUUUAUGGCUUUUAUAACUAUUAAAAUCAUACAUGAAGAAAUGGA
Hipposideros armiger (great roundleaf bat) is the source of this 2219-nucleotide messenger RNA. It is a transcript of the gene TMEM220, whose product is annotated as transmembrane protein 220. The transcript is spliced from 6 exons. NCBI's taxonomy places the organism in Eukaryota, Metazoa, Chordata, Mammalia, Chiroptera, Hipposideridae. The coding region runs from base 77 to 580 and encodes 167 amino acids. The record is from RefSeq and is a predicted model, not a curated record.